This is a messenger RNA of Humulus lupulus (European hop), 836 nucleotides long. RefSeq lists its product as uncharacterized. The record is from RefSeq and is a predicted model, not a curated record. NCBI's taxonomy places the organism in Eukaryota, Viridiplantae, Streptophyta, Magnoliopsida, Rosales, Cannabaceae. The transcript is spliced from 2 exons. Bases 33 to 620 code for a protein of 195 amino acids.
UAACGGUUCACCUUUUCGGCAUUGAUAACUCCAUGGCAUCCUCCAAACUUAGCUUUUUCUUCGUGCUUGUUCAUGUCUUUCUCUUAUACUCCAACUUGGUGCUCAGUAAUGAUGAUGAGGACAAUCUUCUUCAAGGGAUCAACAGUUACAGGCAGUCCGUAAGUUUACCCCAGUUCGAAAAGAAUGGCAAAGCAGAGUGCCUUGCUGAUAAAAUAGCCAGUGAAUUAGAGGACCAACCUUGCACCACCAUAACCACCGGUUCCACCAUUGUCCCCGCCACCCAGACCCAACUGGCCAACUACCCUAAGCUCUUGAACAAGUGUAAAAUCGAUAUGAACACUACAUCAGAUGGAGUGAUACUCCCAGUUUGUGUCCCCAAAAUGAUCCCAACCCUUGUUCUCACAAACUACACCCAUUCUUCCUAUGCAAAGUACCUCAACAAUUCCAAGUAUACUGGGGCUGGUGUGGGUUCUGAGGAGGAUUGGAUGGUGGUUGUUUUGACCACUAGUACCCCAACAGGAAGCUUUUCGAAGGCUGUGUCUUUAGUUUCCCAGAUGGGUUUUGAUCAUUACUUACUUUCCUUCGUUUUAGGAGGAUUAUCACUGUUUGUUUGUAGCUGAAGUACACUAAGUUGUGUUUUUUGUCCUUUUUUUUUUUUUUAUGUGUUGUGUAUCUUUAAGCAGCUUUCAUCUCUGUAAAUUUUUCUUUUUUAACAUCAGAAAAGACAUGAUUCACUAAAGCUUUCUUCAUUUUUUUUCAAUUCUUUUUACCAAUUUCUGUUUAUCUAAGUUGGGUGUAGAGACAAUGUUAAAAGUUUAAAAAAUUCAUCUACAAGA